UCAAAAUCAAACUCAAACUCCGACACAAACAUGGCGAGUUUGGUCCGUGGCGCAGCCUCGCGGCUUGUCGGAAGCUGCAGCAAAAGUCGUUUUUUCGUUAACUCGUUGGGCGCUCACGGCCGUCUGCGGUAUCUAACGCCGUCUAUUUCUCGUAGUAAUCUCUUCUCCACAUCGGCGAGAAAGAAAGCUUCCUCAAACGAUCCGCUUCUCCGAGUGAUCGAAACCGAGAUCGGAUUCGCCGAGCAAGCCGAUGAUUACGAUCGAGUAGAAGAGACCCCGAGUGGGUUCCCUUUCAAGAUGGAAGACAAGCCAGGAUCCAAGGUCGUGACUUUGACUAGAGACUACCAAGGAGAGAGCGUUGUGGUUGAAGUACACAUGACUAACCUUGUGACGGGUGAUAAAGGAGAUGAUGAAGAGAGUGACGAAGAGAGUGAAGAAGAAGAGGAACAUGAGGAUAAGCCAGAGAAGCCUAAGCAAUCAAAUGUGCCUCUCUUGGUAACACUUUCCAAGAAGACAGGACCGAGUUUGGAGUUCAGGUGUACUGCUUUUCCUGACAAGAUUGUGAUCAAGGACAUGUGGGUUACGUUUCCUGAUGAUCCUUCCAAGGAUGAACUUGCCUAUGAAGGACCUUCGUUCCGGGUUUUGGAUGAGAAGCUAAGGAAGGCUUUUCAUAGGUACAUUGAGAUUAGGGGGAUAACGCCGGGCAUGAUCAACUUCUUGCAUGAGUAUAUGAUCAACAAAGAUAGUAAAGAGCACUUACUGUGGUUGAAAACGCUCAAGAACUUUGUUAAAUCUUUGAGGGAAUAAAAAGAAUCACUUUUCAGGUUUUCAGAUACUCUCUGUUUUUCAAAUUUUUUAUUUGAAACACAAUUCUAUUCUAUUUGGAUCUAUUUAUGUGAUUAAAGAGAGUACAACAUUUUGAAGUGUAAUCAAUAACAAAUUCUGAAAAGAAUGAGAAUCAGUACAACAUUUAGUAACAAU
Brassica oleracea var. oleracea is the source of this 981-nucleotide messenger RNA. RefSeq lists its product as uncharacterized. Gene Ontology annotation, cellular component: mitochondrial matrix. NCBI's taxonomy places the organism in Eukaryota, Viridiplantae, Streptophyta, Magnoliopsida, Brassicales, Brassicaceae. The transcript is spliced from 3 exons. The coding region runs from base 31 to 807 and encodes 258 amino acids. The record is from RefSeq and is a predicted model, not a curated record.